This is a messenger RNA of Geosmithia morbida, 1986 nucleotides long. Its product is annotated as WD40 repeat. Gene Ontology annotation, biological process: regulation of transcription by RNA polymerase II. Gene Ontology annotation, molecular function: protein binding; transcription corepressor activity. The transcript has 4 exons. Lineage: Eukaryota; Fungi; Ascomycota; Sordariomycetes; Hypocreales; Bionectriaceae. The annotation marks the transcript as partial. The record is from RefSeq and is a predicted model, not a curated record. Gene Ontology annotation, cellular component: Set3 complex.
UCGCGAAAGCCUUGCGUCGGCCUUCCUCGUGAAGUUCCUACCAGCUCUGACCUUCUUCACCCCGUGUCAGACUACCGCGAAACCGCCGCCAAAUUCCAGAAAGAGUGGCAUGUAAAGGAGCCGCACCAGGACUUUACCUUUGCACCUUACGUAAAGAGCCAUGCUCUCGUCUCCGUUAUCAACAGAGGUCUUCUCUACCACGCACUUGAGCGCCAGCGCGUUUCCGACCAGCAGCCAGCCAAGGUGGAAGAAGAUGGGGCUGCAGCCGCUGCGCAGCCGCGACUACUCCCGCCACCUCCACCAGCAACGCACACUUCCGGGCCGCCGGCACCCCCACCGCUGCCAUCGCUCGUGGCAUCGGGCGACGAAGGUGAAUUUCCGCGAAAGCGUUCGCAGAAGCAGCAGCCAAACGGAUCGCCGGGAAAGCGGCCACGACUCAGCAAUGGCUACGAGAACGGGACUUCGGAGACAGCCGCGGCCGCUGCUGGGGGCGCCACCACGCCCAUGGACCUCGACUCUCACGAUCACCAGCACCAGAACCAGGACAACAACCAUGCCUACCCUUCCCCGCUGGAGGGCGAAGAAGUCACGACACCAGCCGUGCACACCGAAGGCCCCGAACGGGGAACGCAGCUCGACAAGGUCGACGAGCUGACACCCGACACGACAUUUGUGCAGCUGGCCGACUAUGCGGCUGCGGCUGCGGCUGCACGCUCACCACGUCCCUCAUCCUCGUCGGCAGCCGAUGGCAGCAGCAGCAGCAGCACCACCACCAUCACCACCACCAAUGGCACGGAUGCGGCAAACGCCCCAACCCUGCUGCAUUGCCAGUGGAACCCCAAGGAGCCGUCGUCAUUGGCCGCCUCGGGCACCGGCGCGCUAGCCCGAGUCUGGACCGUCUCGCGUGUUCCCGCGUCCGAGACGGAACCAGCCCACGAUCACGUGGCCCCCAGCGCCUUUCCCCUGCUCGACCCCGCCACGCCCGUCAACACGGUUGUGUCGCAGCUGACCUGGGCGUCGGACGGGUCCAACAUAGCCCUCGUCGCCGAGCAGGAGGGCCAGUCGCUCAUCAGCAUCUACUCGGCCGACGGGGCCCUGGUGCAGGCCUUUGACGUGGCCCUCGAGCAGGUCAUCAAGCUGUGCUGGAACCCGGCCAACUCGGCCCUCCUGGCCAUCUCGCCCUCGUCCGACGACGCCGACCCGCCCGCCACGGUGCUCACCGUCUGCAACGCAUUUACUGGAGAGUCGCUGUCAUACACGCUUUCCGGGCACGACAUGAACACGGGUCCGCCGCUAGACGCUGCCUGGACGGGAGAUUCUGAGUUUGUCGUCGCUGGCGGUGACAUCCUCGUCAGCCUGUACUGCACGGAAUCCGGCAUCUUCCUGGGCAAGAGGUUCGAGACGAGACCCGACGACAGCAUUCGCAAUAUCCUGUUUGACCGGCGAUCCAAGCUGGCUGCCACGUCGAGCGACAAGGGAACGUUGGAUCUAUGGGACGAGAGCGGGCAGCGCCGAUCCAUCUCAGCCCACCAAGGCGCCAUCACGGCAAUGGAAUGGCAGCCCCUGCCCAACGAUGCCGAGGCAGACAACGAGGAACGCCUGAUCGCCACCGGAGGCGAAGACUGCGCCAUACUCAUCUGGAACGCCCGCAUGCCGGAGAGCAAGCCUCGGAGCUUCCUGACCAUGGACUCGCCCAUUGUCAACCUAGCCUUCACGCCCGACGGGGCAUUCAUCGCCGGGGCCACGGCCUCGCAGGUCCUCAUCUGGAAGGUUGGCAACCCCAUCGCCCCGCGGGCGGUGUGGAAGCGUACGGAGCACCCGGGGUGGUUGAGUCCCAAGGUAUCCUCGGGAGGUGGCGGUCAUGAGGAUACGUUGACUUCCGAAGAGGAGGGUUAUGCGGAGCAUUGUCUUGCCUGGGAUGCCUUGGGUCAGAGGUUGGCUUAUGGGUCAAAUAGCAGGCUUGCCGUCAUCAACUGGAGCAGAUGA